AAAAAAAUGAACAGGCUUGUUUGCUGGUGAAAAAUGAAAAUAAUUAUUGAUAAAUAUUUCAUUUAGCUGUGAGUGUUUUUCAGGUUUCCGUUAUUUUUAUGUUUCAUUGAUUAUACAGAAAUAUUUAUUAACUAAAAAGUUAUGCUUCGCUGUCUGACACUGACAUCACAACGCAUUUAUUUGUUAGCCAUUUAACCGGUGGUAACGCUAUCCAAAAUCAUUUUGUAUGUUGUAAUUUGCAAAUUUAUGAACGUUGGUUCCGGUUGCCGUUCCGUAGUGUGCUGCUAUGGCGAAGAGGAAGAAGCCAGCAGCUAAGCCCGCUGCGACGAGGCGCACGAGUCGUCGCGGGAAGCAGACCGCCCCCGACCCCGCCACCGAAGGCGAGGCCUCCGCCCCCGCCGAUCCCGCGGUCGCUGAACCUCCUCCGGAGGAAACCCCAUCGACAUCACAGUCUAAUACAACAGAAAACGAUAACCAGGCCCAGUCUGAGCAACAGAAACCAGCUUUGCCUGUCACCAAACCCUGUCAAGUACCAAUAGUAGCUUUACACAAGAAAUUCGGCAAGUACCGAUGCUUAUUUGACAAUGAUGACAACUUUAUUAGAAAAUAUGAAGUAGGUAGUGAUAGUGAAACUAACAGUAGUGUAGAAAUAAGAGUGGUGGAUCCCUGUGCAAGUUCAGAGUCUGAUUCAAAUGCAGCUCCGGAUAACCAGUCAGAUACCCACACUGGAGCUUGCAACAGUCCUGUUAAUAGUACAAUAAGUGUGUUGCAAAGUCAAAAUAACUCCAGAGAUGUGUCACCUGUGCCUAUGCUGAGUGAAACUACUUCAGUCAGUGAAAUACCAUUGAUUGACAAAGAAGAAGUGGUAGAAGUUAAAGAAAACAUGGAGUCUAUAGCCUCCCCAGUCUUAGAAGUUCCUAAACCAGAAGUGGAAGUUGAGUGUGUGCCUGAACCUGUUCAGGAUUCACCUGUGGUUGUAGAAAAUAUACCACUAGAAACAAGUAAUGCUAAUGAACAUGAUCAUGACAGUAGUAAGCCCCAAGAAAUAACUUUGGAAGAGGAACAUAUGAACCAAAUACAGUUUGAGGGUGAUGAUGAUGAUGAUGAAGUCAUUACUAUAGUCCAAAUUGUUGAAGAUGACAACCCUGAACUGUACUACAAUAUCAAAAUAGAUAGUCCUAAAAAUGCAGAGAGCGAAGAUAGUGAGAGGAAACAGCAAGAUGUAGAAAUUCAAAGACAUUUCCAAAACCUUAACCUCACUAAUGCUUCUGAAGGAAAUACUUCAAUGGAUUGCAGUGAUUUGAAUGAAUCACUCUCAACAAGUUGCACCACCCCUGACCUCCAGUUUUGUAAAGAUAGUUUGGAGGUCCUGACCAGACCUGAUCCCAGUUUGACUCCCAGCUCCACACUGUCAGAUGACAGUAAUUCCUCACGAGUCACUGAACAGAAUCAAAACUUCUCAGACUCAGCUGAAUCUUCACCAACAGGGGUCCGGAGAUCUAGUCGAAUUAAGACUAUUAGUAACUUAAAGCAGAAAACCAAAGGAUAUGGGUUAGUAAAGACUCCUUUGAAGAAGGCCUUGAUCACUCAGACUAAGUUAAAGCUAGAGGAAUUAGGAUCUGACAGUCAAGAGAAGUCUUUAGAUCAGAUGCCGAGUAAUGCACCUAACUCACCAUCAUUUCCAGUGCCUUCUGACAUGCCUGUAAAAGUUAAGUCUAGGUGGAGGAGAUCCAGUGAGCUGGAGAUGGGGGCUGGUUCUCCUGUCAACUCUCCCCUGGCAAGUCCAAGCCUCCCUCAACGCAUGCCGCCCUUGGCAGAGGUGCAGAACUUUGAACCUGACCCAGCACCUCUUAGCAAGGAAGCUUAUGAAAAAAUUAUUGAAGACAGAAUGAAGCAAUACUUACAUUUGGAAGAGAAUGAGUAUUUAUGUGAGAGAAUGAUUAGUAAAGAGACUAAAAAAAUGACUUGUGACUGUUUUAUGACCAAAGAAGAGUUGGAAAGAGGUGAGCUAGCGUGUGGGGAAGACUGUUUAAAUAGAUUACUCAUGAUUGAAUGUAAUUCACGGUGUCCAGUUGGAGACAGGUGUACUAAUAGAAGAUUUCAGAAGAGAGAGAAUGCUCAGCUUAAGGUCUUCUAUGCUGACAAGAAAGGAUGUGGUGUGGAAGCUGCAGUUGACAUUGUUUCCGGUGAAUUCCUUAUGGAGUAUGUUGGUGAGGUGCUGGAUUAUGAGCAGUUCUACAAACGAGCGCAAGAGUACUCGGACGAGAACAACUUGCACCACUACUUCAUGUCCCUCAAAGGGGACACCGUCAUCGAUGCCACUAUGAAAGGGAACAUAUCCCGGUUCAUCAACCAUUCCUGUGACCCGAAUGCUGAGACACAGAAGUGGACCGUGAACGGAGAGCUGAGGAUAGGUUUCUUCAGCAAGAGAGACAUUCCUGUAGGGGAGGAGAUCACCUUUGACUACCAAUUCCAGAGAUUUGGAAAGGUGGCCCAGCGGUGCUAUUGUGGCGCCAGCAACUGUCGCGGAUGGAUCGGCGCCGAGCCCGACUCCGACGAUGAGUAUGACGAGGAGGAAGAGGACGUUUCUACCUCCAAGUCGGGCGCCGCUUCGGCUGCGGAGGGAGCCGCGGCCGAGGCGGCGCCGCCGCGGGCCCGGCGCCGCUCACGAAAGCCUAGGACUUACGCGCCCAAUGCACCGGACUUGGUUCAAGACGCCGACAUCGAAGAAGACCUCGAAGCGCUCAGCCGCACCGGCGUGAAGAAUCAAAGCCACACGCUGCGCCUCUCGCGGACCGUCGUACGCGCCAAGACACGGCGCGCGCAGGCGGCCCUGCUGCGGCUGCUGCGUGACGCCGACCUGCCCUGCCGCCGCCUGUUCCUCGACUACCGGGGCCUUAGGCUGCUGGCGCCCUGGGCCUCCGACGCGCCGCUGGACUUCCGCGCGGCCGCUGCUGACGUAGGCGACCUGCCCUGCCGCCGCCUGUUCCUCGACUACCGGGGCCUUAGGCUGCUGGCGCCCUGGGCCUCCGACGCGCCGCUGGACUUCCGCGCGGCCGCUGCUGACGUAGGCGACCUGCCCUGCCGCCGCCUGUUCCUCGACUACCGGGGCCUUAGGCUGCUGGCGCCCUGGGCCUCCGACGCGCCGCUGGACUUCCGCGCGGCCGCUGCUGACGUAGGCGACCUGCCCUGCCGCCGCCUGUUCCUCGACUACCGGGGCCUUAGGCUGCUGGCGCCCUGGGCAUCCGACGCGCCGCUGGACUUCCGGUAG
Molecule: messenger RNA, 3271 nt
Organism: Ostrinia nubilalis (European corn borer)
Lineage: Eukaryota; Metazoa; Arthropoda; Insecta; Lepidoptera; Crambidae
Gene: Set2
Product: probable histone-lysine N-methyltransferase CG1716
Exons: 10
Coding region: 287-3271 (994 amino acids)
Cellular component (GO): nucleus
Molecular function (GO): histone H3K36 methyltransferase activity; protein binding
Source: RefSeq, a predicted model, not a curated record